Messenger RNA from Penicillium crustosum, 975 nucleotides. RefSeq names its product sedoheptulose-7-phosphate:D-glyceraldehyde-3-phosphate transaldolase TAL1. The coding region runs from base 1 to 975 and encodes 324 amino acids. The transcript is spliced from 4 exons. The record is from RefSeq and is a predicted model, not a curated record. NCBI's taxonomy places the organism in Eukaryota, Fungi, Ascomycota, Eurotiomycetes, Eurotiales, Aspergillaceae. Gene Ontology annotation, cellular component: cytoplasm; intracellular anatomical structure. Gene Ontology annotation, biological process: pentose-phosphate shunt; carbohydrate metabolic process; pentose-phosphate shunt, non-oxidative branch. Gene Ontology annotation, molecular function: transaldolase activity.
AUGUCUUCUUCUCUCGAACAGCUCAAGGCCUCCGGCACCGUCGUCGUUUGCGACUCUGGUGACUUCGCCACUAUUGGCAAGUACAAGCCCCAGGAUGCCACCACCAACCCCUCUUUGAUUCUCGCUGCUUCCAAGAAGCCCGAGUACGCCGCUCUUAUCGACACUGCCGUUGCCUACGGCAAGCAGAACGGAAAGACCCUCGAUGAGCAAGUUGAGGCCACUCUCGACCGUCUCCUUGUUCAGUUCGGAAAGGAGAUUCUUAACAUCAUCCCCGGCAAGGUCUCCACCGAGGUUGACGCCAAGCUCUCCUUCGAUACCCAGGCUUCCGUCGACAAGGCUCUUCAGAUCAUCAAGCUGUACGCCGACAACGGUAUCUCCAAGGACCGUGUCCUGAUCAAGAUUGCCUCCACCUACGAGGGCAUCAAGGCCGCUCACAUCCUCCAGUCCCAGCACGGCAUCAACUGCAACCUGACCCUCAUGUUCUCUCUGGUUCAGGCCAUUGCCGCUGCCGAGGCCGGUGCCUACCUCAUCUCUCCCUUCGUUGGUCGCAUUCUUGACUGGUACAAGGCUGCCCACAAGCGCGACUACACCCCUCAGGAGGACCCCGGUGUCAAGUCCGUCCAGGACAUCUACAACUACUACAAGAAGUUCGGCUACAAGACCAUUGUCAUGGGUGCCUCUUUCCGUAACGUUGGCGAGAUCACCGAGCUGGCCGGUUGUGAUUACCUGACCAUCUCCCCCAACCUCCUCGAGGACCUCUACAACUCCACCGAGGCCGUUCCCCAGAAGCUCAACCCCGCUGGUGCCGCCACCCUUGACAUCAAGAAGCGCGAGUACCUCAACAACGAGGCUGACUUCCGCUUCGACUUCAACGAGGAGGCUAUGGGUGUUGAGAAGCUCCGUGAGGGUAUCUCCAAGUUCGCGGCUGAUGCCGUUACCCUCAAGCAGCUUCUUGCCCAGAAGAUCCAGGCUUAA